This is a messenger RNA of Emys orbicularis (European pond turtle), 5668 nucleotides long. RefSeq names its product SET binding factor 1 (gene SBF1). Lineage: Eukaryota; Metazoa; Chordata; Testudines; Emydidae. The transcript has 42 exons. Gene Ontology annotation, molecular function: guanyl-nucleotide exchange factor activity. The record is from RefSeq and is a predicted model, not a curated record. Gene Ontology annotation, cellular component: cytoplasm; membrane. The coding region runs from base 5 to 5668 and encodes 1887 amino acids.
CGCCAUGGCCCGGCUGGCGGAUUACUUCGUGCUGGUGGGCUACGAGCUGGACAAGCGCGGGAGCAGGGAUGGCCAGGGACAGAUACUCCAGCGCUUCCCGGAGAAGGACUGGGAGGAUAACCCCUUCCCACAGGGCAUUGAACUGUUUUGUCAGCCGAGCGGUUGGCAGCUCUUCACCGAGCGGAAUCCCCCCUCCUUCUUCGUUGCUGUGCUGACGGACAUCAGCUCCGAGCGGCAUUACUGCGCCUGCUUCACUUUCUGGGAGGCUGUCGAGAGUGCCCAGUCUCAGAGCCACUCAAGGAAUGGUGAGGAGGAGGAAGAGGAGUUGUCAUCCCUCGUCCAGCCUGCGCAGCUCUUUGCCCCUAAGAGUUUGGUGCUAGUGUCACGACUGGACCAUACUGAGGUUUUCCGGAACAGCCUGGGUUUGAUUUACACCAUCUACGUGGACGGGCUGAGUGCAUCGCUGGAGAACGUCAUUGGAAACCUCUUGACAUGCACCAUCCCCAUUACAGGGGGAGCUCAGAGGACGAUCUCUCUAGGGGCAGGCGACAGGCAGGUGAUCCAGACGCCCAUCAAUGACUCUCUCCCCGUCAGCAGCUGCAGCGUAGCAGUGCUCUUCCGGCAGCUCGGGAUCACCAACGUGCUGUGUCUCUUCUGUGCUGCACUCACCGAACACAAGAUCCUGUUUCUCUCCAGCAGUUACCAGAGACUCACAGACGCCUGCCGGGCCCUGCUUGCGCUCAUGUUCCCCCUCAAGUACAGUUUCACGUACGUGCCCAUCUUACCUGCACAGCUCCUUGAGGUGCUCAGCACUCCCACACCCUUCAUCAUUGGAGUCAGCUCCAUCUUCCACUCAGAGACGCAGGAACUGUUGGAUGUCGUCAUAGCAGAUCUGGAUGGUGGGACGGUGACCAUCCCAGAGUGCAUUCACAUCUCCCUGCUGCCUGAGCCACUGCUCCAUCAGACACGAGAAGCCCUCUCCAUGAUCUUGGACCCUGAGCUGGAGGUAGCAGACUUAGCAUUCCCCCCAUCAACCGUCUCUGCCCCCUCCCUCAAAAUGCAGGACAAGGAGAUCCGAGCUGUCUUCCUCCGCUUGUUUGCACAGUUGCUGCAGGGCUACCGCUGGUGCCUGCACAUCAUCCGCAUCCACCCAGAGCCAGUCAUCCGCUUCCACAAGGCAGCCUUCCUCGGUCAGAGGGGGCUGGUGGAGGAUGACUUCCUCACCAAGGUCCUGGAGGGCAUGGCGUUCGCUGGCUUUGUGACCGAGAGGGGCGCCCCAUACCGAGCAAUUGACCUGUUUGAUGAGCUGGUCGCCCAUGAAGUGAAGCGGAUGCGUGCCGAGGAGGGGAGCAAGCAGAAAAUACUGCGGCACAUCAAGGAGCUGGCGGAGCAGCUCUAUAAAAACGAGAACCCAUACCCCGCAGUGACGAUGCACAAGGUGCAGAAGCCCACAGAAGGCUGCUACCUGCGCUUACACCAGAGGCCUUUUCCCCGCUUGGACGAGGGGACAGUCCAGUGGAUCAUCGACCAGGCCACUGCCAAGCUGCAGACAGCCCCGCCGGCUGUGAAGGCGGAGAAGAAGUGUAUGGUGCCAUCGGGACCCCCCAUUGCUGCCAUCAUGGAGCGCAAUGGCAGUGCCCUGGCCAACAGCGCCCGCCGCCUGGAGGUGGUCAGGAACUGCAUCUCCUACGUCUUCGAGAACAAGAUGCUAGAAGCCAAAAAGCUGCUUCCAGCUGUGCUAAGGGCCAUGAAGGGCCGAGCAGCCAGACACUGCCUGACUCAGGAGUUGAACCUGCAUGUGCAGCAGAACAGGGCUGUACUGGACCACCAACAAUUUGACUUCAUUGUCCGCGUGAUGAACUGCUGUUUACAGGACUGCACUGCCAUGGAUGAGCAUGGGAUUGCAGCAGCACUUUUGCCACUAGUCACUGCUUUCUGCCGAAAACUGAGCCCGGGCAUCACGCAGUUUGCCUACAGCUGUGUGCAGGAACAUGUCGUGUGGACCAACAUCCAGUUCUGGGAGGCCAUGUUCUACUGUGACGUGCAGAACCACAUCCGAGCCCUUUACCUGGAGAGCAAUGAGGAGAACCACGUGGAUGAGGUGAUGGGGCGGCAGGAAUACCAGUCCCAGGCCGAAGAGAAAUCUGCCCUGGAGAUUGCGUCGGAGCAGCGGAGGCUGUGGCCUACCAUGAGCCGGGAGAAGCAGCAGGAGCUGAUCCAGAAGGAGGAGAGCACGGUCUUCAGCCAGGCCAUCCACUACGCCAACCGCAUGAGCUACCUGCUGCUGCCCCUCGACACCAGCAAGAACCGGCUGCUGCGCAGCUCGGGGCUAGGCGACGUGGAGAGCGUCAGCAACAGCUUCGUCACCAACAGCAUUGCCGGCAGCGUGGCCGAAAGCUACGACACGGAAAGUGGGUUUGAGGAUGCCGAGAGCUCCGACGUGGCCAACUACGUGGUACGCUUCAUCAACCGCUUCGUGGACAAGGUGUGCACGGAGAGCGGCGUCACCAACGAGCACCUGAAGGGGCUGCACAUCAUGAUCCCUGACAUCGUGCAGAUGCACAUCGAGACACUGGAUGCUGUGCACAGGGAGAGCAAGAGGCUCCCUCCUAUUCAGAAGCCCAAGCUGUUGCGCCCCAGCCUGCUGGUGGGUGAGGAGUGUGUCAUGGAAGGGCUCCGCGUGUACCUCAUGCCUGACGGACGUGAAGAAGCUGCCGGAGGGAAUAUUGGGGGCCCCCCACUGCUCCCCGCCGAAGGAGCCAUCUUCCUCACCACUUACCGCAUCGUUUUCAAGGGCACCCCCACGGACCCGCUGGUGGGGGAGCAGGUGGUGGUCCGGUCCUUCCCCAUUGCCUCAUUGACCAAAGAGAAGAAGAUCAACGUCCAGGCCCAGGUGGAUCAGUUCAUCCAGGAGGUGCUGCAGCUGCGCUCAUGCACAUUCCAGUUGCUGCGGAUCGCCUUUGACGAGGAGGUGGCUUCAGAGAGCGCCGAGGUCUUCAGGAAGCACCUGCACAAGCUGCGCUAUCCCCAGCAUGUACGCGGCACCUUCGCCUUCACCGUGGGCCAGUCACCCAAGCAAGCCAUGCAGCCCAAGGCCAAGGAGAAAAACCCCUCACUCAGGACGCUUUCCAAGAACCUGAUGAAGAAUGCCAAGAAAACCAUUGGCCGACCGUACGUGACCCGCAAGAAGUACACGCCGCCUACCUGGGAGCAGCGCAGCAGUCAGCACUUCCAGGAGGAUGACGAGGAUGAGAUCUCAGUGUCUGAAGAGAUAGACAGGAGCACCCUGACCCCCUCCACCAUCAUCAAACCUUCAGACAAGAUGACGAUGAGCCACCUAGUCGAGCGAGCCUGCUGCCGCGACUACCAACGCAUGGGGCUGGGCACGCUGAGUAAUAGCCUCACCCGUUCCAAGAAUGAGCCCUUUCGCAUCUCCACGGUGAACCGCAUGUACGCCGUCUGCCGGAGUUACCCGGGGCUGCUGAUCGUCCCGCAGAGCAUCCAGGACAACACCAUCCAGAGGAUCUCGCGCUGCUACCGCCAGAACCGCUUCCCUGUCAUCUGCUGGAGGAACUCCCGCACCAAGGCCGUGCUGCUGAGAUCGGGGGGGCUGCACGGCAAGGGUGUUGUGGGCCUCUUCAAGUCGCAGAACGCCCCUACUGCAGGCCAGUCGCAAACGGACUCCACCAGCCUGGAGCAGGAGAAGUACCUACAGGCAGUGAUCAACUCCAUGCCGCACUACGCUGACGCCAGCGGGCGCAAUACGCUCAGCGGCUUCACCUCUGCGCACAUGAGCAGCGCGGCGCUAGGUCCCAGAGCUAGGGUGGUCACUCUGUCCACCCCCAAGGGCGUAUCGGCGAAGGGCCGUGAAAGUCCCCGAGGCAAGUGGGGCAGCAUCCGGGCCAGCGGGCGCAUGAGCAACUAUGUCUUGAACAUGGAAAUCGGGUCCCGCCUGGCUGGGAAGGACCUGCUGAGCGCUCAGCACAAUGGGGCCCCCUCUGAGGCCAGCUUCCUGCGCCAGCACCGGGCCUCUCUCUACAUCAUUGGGGACAAGUCGCAGCUGAAGGGAGUGAAGCCAGACCCACUGCAGCACUGGGAGGUGGUGCCCAUCGAGGUGUUUGACGUGCGGCAGGUGAAGGCCAGCUUCAAGAAGCUGAUGAAGGCCUGCGUGCCUGGCAGCCCCUCCACAGACCCCAGCCUCGCCUACCUGCGGACCCUGGAGGAGUCCGAAUGGCUGUCCCAGAUCCACAAGAUCCUGCAGAUCUCGGUGCUCGUGGUGGAGCUGCUGGAUACAGGUUCCUCUGUGCUGGUCAGUUUGGAAGAUGGCUGGGAUAUCACCACGCAGGUGGUGUCCCUGGUGCAGCUUCUGUCAGACCCCUACUACCGGACGAUGGAGGGCUUCCGGCUCCUCGUCGAGAAGGAGUGGCUGUCCUUCGGGCACCGCUUCAGCCACCGCGGAGCCCAGACCCUCGCUGGUCAGAGCAGCGGCUUCGCUCCUGUCUUCCUGCAGUUCCUGGACUGUGUCCAUCAGAUCCACCUCCAGUUCCCCAUGGAGUUUGAGUUCACCCAGUACUAUCUGAAGUUCCUCAGCUACCACUACGUCUCCAACCGGUUCCGCACCUUCCUGCUGGACUCGGACUACGAGCGGAUCGAGCUGGGCCUCCUGUAUGAAGAGAAGGGCGAGCGGAAGAGCCAGCAGGUCUACAAGUCCAUCUGGGAUUACAUCGACCGGCUGAACAAGAAAACCCCUGUCUUCUUCAACUACAUGUACGCCCCCGAGGAUGGUGAGGUGCUGAGGCCCUACAGUAACAUCUCCAACCUGAAGGUGUGGGACUACUACACCCAGGAGGUCCUGUCCGAGGGCCCCUCCUACGACUGGGAGCUGGUGCAGGGGCAGCCAGAGCACGUGGAGGAGGUGGAUCGGCAGGACUCCAGUGCCCCGCAGACCAAGCGCAAAAUCAUCUGGCCGUGCUACGACAACCGCAGCCGAGUGGAGCCCGACGCCAUCUCCAAGCUGCUGGAGGAGCUGCACAACCUGGAGGCGGAGCUGGGCCAGGUGCCGGAGCGCUGGAAGGACACGUGGGACAAGGUCAAAGCCUCCCAACGCACAGAGGCCCGGCAGGAGGCCAGCAGGAUGGCGUCCAGUUCCCUGCUGAUGUCCUCCAGCCUGUUGCCCCACCGGCGCUCGCUGGGGGUCUACCUGCAGGAGAGCAGCGUGGGCUCCACCCUCAACCUCAGCCUGGACAGCGACACCAGCAGCACCUCCACCCCAUCCAGCGGGAAGCAGGGGGGCCGCAAGAGCACCAGCAACCUCUACAGCCAGUUCCAGAUGUCGGAGAGCGAGAACAGGUCGUACGAGGGGACGCUCUACAAGAAAGGAGCCUUCAUGAAGCCCUGGAAGCCCCGCUGGUUCGUGCUGGAUAAAACCAAACAUCAGCUGCGGUACUAUGACAACCGGAUGGACACAGAGUGCAAAGGGGUCAUUGACCUGGCAGAAGUGGAAUCCAUCACCCCCGGCACCCCCACCAUGGGGGCCCCCAAGACAGUGGAGGAGAAGGCCUUCUUCGACCUGAAGACGACAAAACGAGUUUACAAUUUCUGUGCCCAGGACGUGCAGCUGGCCCAGCAGUGGAUCGACCGCAUCCAGAGCUGCUUGUCGGACGCGUGA